AUGGAAGUAACUUACGUACAAACUAUGGAAGAUAAAACGUUACAUGGAUCAAACGAAAUAUAUAACAUUGAAACUGAAGACGAAUGUCUUGACGGAGAAAACAAAAUGAAAGAAGACGAGAAAGUAGACGCAACAAAAAUACACGAAGAGGAUACAGUGUCUGAAGUGAACGCACAAGCUGUUGAUGACAAUAUUCUACUUUGUAAUCCAUGUUUGUAUGAUGACACGGAGGAGGGGGCUGUCGGGUUCUGUGUAAAUUGUGUUGAAUAUUUAUGCCAAGGAUGCUGCCGAGAUCAUAAGAAAAGUAAAGUCACUAGACACCAUAAAAUUAUACGGGACAACUUACCGAAGGACGCAUCAAUAUUUAGAUUGGUGAAGGAAAUGACAUCAUGUUCCGAUCACCCAGAUGUGCAGGUAUCCCAUAAAUGUGAAGAUCAUAAUGCAUACGUUUGUGUUAUGUGUAUUGCAGGGGGUCACCGAAAAUGCGAACAUGUGACUGAACUACAAAACGAACGUAAUAACAGUGACAUCGGUAUGAUGGAAGCCGCUGAAAAAAUAAGUGAGAUUCAAGAAAAGUCGAAAUUGGUUGCAAAAUCUCGUAAAGAAAAUAUUGAAACGUUGAUCAAGGAAAAAAACAAAAUACAGGAAACGAAUGCUGCCCUUCUCCAGCAAGUCUAUGACAACCUAUCAUUACUCGAACAGGAUGCUAUAAUUAUGUCCGAGAAUGUUACACAGUCAGAGCUGUCGUACCUAAGAAAGGAGAUUGAUAUUUGUAAAGAUUUAGAAAAACAGGGAUUUGUGUUUGGCCAACUUUUGGAUACAGCAAAACAGCACUAUGGCAGUACAGAAUUCGAAAUAAUUACGAAAGGUAUACAGGAGAAAAUAUCCGGUAUUGACCGUGUCUUGGAAAAACAGCAACAAAAUGGUGAAAUCCAUUUGAAAUUUAAACAGAAUCCGUUAUUUAAUAGAAUUCAGACACUUGGUCACCUGAAAGUAUGUCGAGGAGAUACUGAAAACAAAACUCAAGAUAUUGAAGGUUCAAGCGAUGAAAUUGUUGAACAAGAUGAUCUACCGUUAACAUUUUCAGAGAAGAAAGUGGCAGGGAAAGAAGGUGAGAUGAGGGAAAAGCAGCCGACGAAAGGAGAACAUAAAUCUCGCAAAAGAAAUAAAAAGGGUAAAAAGUACUCGGUAAGGUUCUCUGGAGACGUGAACGUUUGCUGCAUUAGUGGAAUAAUUAUCCUUCAAGAUGGAAGAGUCGUGGCUACAGACCAAGAAAACAGAAAGAUAAAGGUCUUCAGUUCAGGUGAUUGUAAACAAAUCUGCGCUCAUUCCCUUGAGGCCAAACCAGCUGAUAUAUGCAAGACUGGUCCUAAAAACUUCGCUGUCGUGUAUAAAGAUACGAAAUUAAUUGAUAGGUUUACUGUUGAUGGUAAGACGCUGAAGCUUGAACGGAGUUGGAAAACAAAGUAUCUUAAUAUUGGUAUUACUAUGGAUCGCGAACUUUACGUGGUCCUAUGCAGGGUAGACGGCAACAAUGGCGACGGCAUUAGCAUACAGGUUAGAAGAGACACCGACUGUAAGGUUCUUCUAGAAGCAAGCGUAUCCGAAGGAGAUGAAGGGAAAAUUGAUAGUGAUGAAUGCAGCAUUUGUUCUAUCGAAGGCGAUAUUAUAAUCGCAAGUAAAACUCUUGGAAUCAGUAUAUUUCGCAGGAAUAACGUUGAAAGUCUAGAGACCAUACGUACAUUAAAUGCUUACGAUGAUACCUCCCUUAACCUUACUGGACUCGCUGUUGACAAGGACGCUGAUUUAUACGUCUGUUCGUCAUCAUCUAGAUCCGUGUAUCAAAUUUCUGCCAAAGAAUAUAAACUAAUGAAGCCUGUUGCCUCUGGAAUCGAUGGACCUACGGCUGUCACUGUUAGCAACAAGAAAGACCGAAUUAUUGUUGGAUGUCAAAAUGACAACUACUUACAUGUUUUUAACAUGAAACAAUGA
Molecule: messenger RNA, 1992 nt
Organism: Mercenaria mercenaria
Lineage: Eukaryota; Metazoa; Mollusca; Bivalvia; Venerida; Veneridae
Exons: 1
Coding region: 1-1992 (663 amino acids)
Source: RefSeq, a predicted model, not a curated record